CCGGCGCCAACGGCGUCCUCUCCGUAGCAUGCGCUACGUCGCCUCCUACCUGCUGGCCGCCCUUGGGGGCAACGCGUCGCCCAGCGCCAAGGACAUCAGGAAGAUCCUGGACAGUGUGGGCAUCGAGGCGGACGACGAGAGGCUCAACAAGGUCAUCAGUGAACUCAAUGGCAAGAACAUUGAGGAUGUGAUCGCCCAGGGCAUUGGCAAGCUGGCCAGUGUGCCGGCUGGGGGGGCUGUGGCCGUGUCUGCUGCCCCGGGAUCCGCGGCCCCUGCUGCCGGUGCGGCCCCUGCAGCAGCGGAAGAGAAGAAGGAGGAGAAGAAGGAAGAGUCGGAGGAGUCGGAUGACGACAUGGGGUUCGGCCUGUUUGACUAGAUCCUGCGUCCCCCCAAUAAAGCCUUUUAUGUUA
Molecule: messenger RNA, 410 nt
Organism: Ochotona princeps (American pika)
Lineage: Eukaryota; Metazoa; Chordata; Mammalia; Lagomorpha; Ochotonidae
Product: large ribosomal subunit protein P2
Exons: 4
Coding region: 29-376 (115 amino acids)
Biological process (GO): cytoplasmic translational elongation
Cellular component (GO): cytosolic large ribosomal subunit; ribosome
Molecular function (GO): structural constituent of ribosome
Source: RefSeq, a predicted model, not a curated record